Molecule: messenger RNA, 1349 nt
Organism: Alosa sapidissima (American shad)
Lineage: Eukaryota; Metazoa; Chordata; Actinopteri; Clupeiformes; Clupeidae
Product: modulator of macroautophagy TMEM150B-like
Exons: 7
Coding region: 229-888 (219 amino acids)
Source: RefSeq, a predicted model, not a curated record
GAGCAAGGAGGGGCUUGGGUUUAGACAGAAGCUGGACUGUUGAGGUUUGUACUUACAGUAGGACUCCCCCAUAUGACUUGCUUUACUGCAUUUCAAGGUUCUAUCAUGGAUUGAUGUUGAAGACCAUUUACAUUGGUAAAUUGGAUAUACCCCUCAUUAUGUUAUAUGGAUGCUUGAGUUGAUAAUCCCUGUCAUGUGAACUACGUGCAAAUAAUCUGAUGGUCUAUAAUGUGGGCCUGGGCAUUACUUCCUGUUAUCCUGGCAGUAGGAGGUACAGCUGGUAUCUGGGCAGUGUAUGGAGUUGCAGUUUCCAAUGAAUCUGUUAAUCUGACUGCAGGAUUCCCAUACAUCAGCACAUGUGGUUCCUACUACCCCCAGAGCUGCUGGUUCUCACAGAUAUGCAAUGUGAGCAGUUUUCUGAUCAUAUGGAUUGUGGUGAUCCGCUAUCAGCAGGUGCGUGACCUGGGUUACCAGUGUCGCCGUACCAACCUGGCAGCCCUGGUUCUCGGCUUCAUAUCCUCUAUAGGGAUAUCUAUCCUUGGCAACUUCCAGCAGUCUGUGUCUUUGGGGAUACAUCUGUUUGGCGCUUUCCUGGCCUUCAUUGUGGGUCUGGUGUACUUCUGGGUGCAGCUGUGGCUCACUUAUAAGGCUGAACCGUCUCAGGACCGCCACUGGCUGGGACCACUACGCGCCGUCCUCUGCAGCCUCUGCACUGUGUUCCUUAUUGCCACCAUGUGUGAGUGGGCCCUGGUCAUGACCUUUUUCCUCCUCUUUGCCUCCUUUGCCGCCGAGUUCCGGCUCAUCGAAUGCCACCAGCUCACUGUGCACAAGCAAAUGCGGGAAAAGAUCACCAGAAGCUGGCUGAUGGCCAUGAACCCUGAGGGAUAGCCUGCAUUGUUUGAGCCAUCUCCUGGUAGCUCUGGAGUCAGGGACAUUGAACUGAGGGUAAACCCAGUACUGAUUAUAGGGCCACCAGGGGGUGGGAGGGAGGGCCCUUGAAAAGUCUGUAAUAUUUAUGUUAUUAUAUUUAUUAUAUAAUAGGACUGCCUAUGCAUAGGGCCCAGGAUCUUGUGCUACUCCCCUGUCUGGAGUGAUUGCUAAAGCACUACAUGAUUAUCAGUGCUGUUUUCAGAGUGAAUUAGGCAGUGCUAUGGACGUGAUAUUUCACUUGAUAAGGGGGCGCUGUGUAUGUUUGUGUUAUGUGUAGGACAUUGUUGGAAAGUGUUGUGGUGUCAUCACCUAGUGUCCGCAUUUUGUCUCCAGAAAUGCAUGCAGGCCUUUUAGAAAUACCUACACAAAGCUUUGUUUAUGGGUUAUUAAUUCAUUCAUAAUAAAAUAUUUCAAUCAAC